AUGGCGAGUAUAAAACCAGAAGCUGCUUUGGAGUCGUCUGGAGAGGACGCUCUGAAUAUGGAGCACAGUUCUGAGCAGUACACCACCGAGUAUGACCAAUUCGCCAGCAUCGAAGCUGAGUUGGAGUCGAUGAACGCCGAGGAGGUGACGACCACUGAAGAGGAGAUUGUUACGGUAGAAGAGCACGUGGAGACUGAAGAAAUCAAUGAAGAUGUAGAAAUGGCUGACGUCUCUGAAGAGCACGAGGAGACUGAAGAAGCUGAGAUCGAGACUGAGAUUGAAGCUGAGCACGAACCUGAGCACGAGCCUGAGCAUGAACCAGAGCCAGAAGCAGAGCCAGAGCCAGAGCCAGAAGUAGAACCAGAGAUGGAACAAGAAUUAGAACCUGAACCAGAGUUAGAACCUGAGGUUACUUUUAAGCCUGUUUCUAAGGUUACACAAAAUACGUAUCAAAAUAAAUCAGCUGCUCGAGCUUCUAUGUCUAAUAUUCAGCCAAAAGCAACAUCAACACCAUCAACACAGAGCCAGUCAAUAAUGCUAGUAUCCCCAGCAGGCCAAGGACCAAGUCAAUUUCUCAAAAUAUCCCACUCAACACCAACGUCAAGUUCCCAAUUACAAACAAUAGGUCACUCUCUAAUAACCGCCAAGUCUGCUGAGGGAAAUAUAGUACACCUUAGAUCAGCUCACCCCGGAAAGCCCCACGUCGCUACUUGUCAAUCUGGAAACAUAACUCUGACUAACGUCCCGCCAAUCUCAAAGAUGACUGCGACGUCAAUGAAACGACCAGCGCAGUCUCAGAACAAGAAUGUGUUCGCCAAGAUGAUAAUUUCUGGAAGUAAAGGCCACGAAGUUACCGAGGGUUCUCCAGCAGGUCCUACUUAUAAAGUCGUAACUUCUGGAGUGAGUCAAGGAAUUUCCAGCUCUACCAAGACGAUAACUCUGGCCCAAGCCCAGCAGAUGGGUCUCAUGCCACCUGGGAAAGUCCAACACAUUCUACCGUCUCCUCAGCAGAAGGGAAUCGUCAAUAAAGUCAUUCAGACUUCGUCGCAGCCGCCAAAGUUGACUCUCAUUCCCACAAGUUCCAUGAAAACUCCGGCUAAAAUUCUUCCCGCUCCAACUACUCAAGCCAGGUCCUCGCAGUUUGUUAAUUCCAAGCCCGGAACGCCGCAGAACUCGCAGAAGGUGAUAAUCAGACAAAGCGCGCUUAAACCCGGGUCAGUUGUCAGCAGCGGGCAGAUAAUAAGAAUUCCAGCUAAUCAAAAUAUUGUCACGUCAAACCAACUUCACCAGAUUCAAGUUCCUGGACGGCAAGUCCAGUAUGUCAGGUUAGUUAGCACGGCUCCGGCGACAACGUCUAAUGUUGUCACUGUUGGUAAGCCCAAGGUUGGAGGGACAGUUCAGUCGGUUGGAAUUACCCAAAAAAUUGGCGGUCAGCAACAGAUUAUCAAAGUUUUACCGCUCAACACUUCUGGGAACCAUCAGCUGAGGACAGUUGCUCCCAAGUCGACAAUCACCACCAGUGGUGGAACUCAGAGAUUGCUGAUACCUGCGUCGGGAAAUUCAACGAAGAAUGCACUGGCCAUUCCUGCCUCUGCUUUGAGCCAGCUCACUUCAGGACAAGCCGUUCUGUCGACGGGCUCUAACAUGGGAAAUAUUGUCGUUUUGCCGGCUCAGUACAUUCAGCAGCAGAAUGCAGACGAUAAAAAUAAAUCUACUGUUAUUAGCUCGCAGUCCUCUUCGGGAGGUAACGUUCAGUCGAUAACUAUCAGCGAUGUUCCGAAAAAUAAAUCUAAUUUGGAGCCCAAUGGUAUCAGACCACGGAAGCCCUGUAAUUGUACCAAGUCGCAGUGUCUUAAAUUGUACUGCGAUUGCUUUGCAAAUGGUGAGUUUUGUCACAUGUGUAACUGUAACAACUGCUCGAACAAUCUCGGAAAUGAAGAAGAGAGACAACGUGCUAUUAAGUCGUGUCUCGAACGCAAUCCAAGUGCUUUUCGUCCCAAGAUUGGAAAAGCUCGUGAAACUGGAGAUGAUAUACGAAGACACAACAAGGGAUGCAAUUGCAAACGCAGUGGGUGUCUUAAAAAUUACUGCGAAUGUUAUGAGGCGAAAAUUCCUUGCUCAGGUAAUUGUAAAUGUGUAGGCUGCAGAAAUAUUGAAGAUCCAGCUGUUGAAAAGAAAACUUUGAAAGAUUUAGCAGAAGCUGUUGAAGUUAGGGCAGCUCAGUUGACACUAAACAAAUCAAAGAUUCAACAACUUUCGGAAAUGGCUUUCAGAGUUCCGGCUGCUUCUAAUUCUGGUGCUAGACAACCAUUUAAUUUCUUGACUGACAAAGUCGUAGAGAUAACAUGCCAAUGCUUGAUGGCGCAAGCCGACGAAGCUGAGCGCAGUAUGUUCGACGAGGAUACAUCCGAGAGGAUGAUAAUCGAAGAAUUCGGUAGAUGCCUGAAAGAAAUAAUUGACUCGGCCCACAAAGCCGAAACAGCGACUUAG
Molecule: messenger RNA, 2490 nt
Organism: Cotesia congregata
Lineage: Eukaryota; Metazoa; Arthropoda; Insecta; Hymenoptera; Braconidae
Source: the annotation of a GenBank genome assembly